GUUUUGAUUGGCUUGUUGUGGACGUCGGUGUUCGGUAAUAUAAGUUAAAAAGUUAAAUGAGUAACUUAAAACUAUGUUUCAAACACCUAAAAGGAAUAAAUUGGCAUCUAGGGAAGAUAAUAGUUUAGCAUUAACGCCGGAUGAUUUCGUAUUGAGGUCGAAAUCGACGAAUGUAGCAGACAAAGGAAGUGGUUCUGGGGAGUCUAGACGAGGAAGGCCCAAUGCUAAUUUAUUAAAUAUACUCAUUACGGAAGGUUCUACGUCUCCUAGUUCCAUCAAAUGCACGUUCUGCGGAAGGGUUUUCCCGAGAGAUAAGUCCCUGCAAGCACAUUUAAGGACGCACACAGGCGAGAAACCUUACGUUUGCGACUAUCCUAGAUGCGCUAGAAAAUUCGCCCAAUCAGGCCAAUUAAAAACGCACCAAAGACUGCACACCGGCGAAAAACCAUUCGCCUGUACAGCCACGAAUUGUAAUAGGAGAUUCACCCAUGCUAAUAGACACUGCCCUGAUCAUCCAGAUCACAGUCUUAAGAGGCUAAACUCCAAGCCCGAGCCCACCGUGAAUAAAAAGUACGAUGAUGCCCACAAUGCCGAGAUAGUAGAAUGGUUCAAGAACAGGAGAAGUCGAUCGUUGGACGCCACCAGCGACGAAAACUUGGACACGACUCCCAAGAAAUCGAUGUUCAACGAAUCGGGCUACAGCAGCAACAGCUCCCCAUACUACUCCAGCUGUUCCAAAGCCGAGGACAUCGAAAACUCCCCCAAAUCCGAAUUGGACUACUUCGAGAGCGCCAGUUUCAACAACUCGAAUAGCUCCGAAUUCGACGCGCACGGGAUAUCACCCAAGAGCACCCCGUCGGAGCUGCCCAAGAAGAGGUGGUUGCGCGAAGCCGUCCAGAACCAGACCCAAUGGGACUCGACGAAUGACUUGGCUCGGCCGAUCAAUUGGGGAGACGAGAACUGCCCGGAGAGCGAGAAGAAGGCCGACAGCACGCCGCAGAAGCAGACCCGGCCUACUGUGCUCGUGUGCAUCCAAGGCGGCAAAAGCAAAGAGAUCUCUAGUGAAGAAAUCCAAGGGGCUAUGGCGUUAGUAGAACUUAAAAAUAGUGUCAACUAUAGGAUCUAGGGAUGGUCGAUGAGAUUCGUAAGAAUAAUUUGUUUGCCUACAAUUAGAUAAUUCGGUUGGGCUUCAGUAGAUAAAUUUUCUAAUGAUUACCAUACAUUUAAAGAAUUAACGACUAAUUCUAAUUUACGUGAAAUCCUAAAUAGAAAUUACGGAAUGUAUAUUUGUCUAUAUAUAUUUGCACUUAAUUUAAACGAAUAGGAAAAUUAAAAAUUCUCAAAGAUUAGAGUACCCUCUCCGCUAGCCACAGUACUAAUUAUUAUUAUGGAGAUUGGAGAUGGUACUCUAAAUUUCCUAAAAAAUUCUAAUAACUAAGUUAGUUUAAAGAUUUACUAACAUUCGUGUUUUGCUUAGUUAUUGGAGAACUUAAUUAAUGUUACAACAGAGUUUUUUAAUGACAGACAUCUUUGAACAAGUAUUAUGGAUAAUGAUACGUUAUUUUCUUAUUUAUACUAAUUUUAUUUAUAUAUUUUUGAAACCAGCUACCUGAGUGUAAGUCUGCAAAUUUUUUAAUUAAAUUUGAUUCCAAAAGUUGGAAUUCAAUAACUAGGAAACGGAAAUCCUACAAUAUUAUAUUUCAUAAUAAUCGAAUAAUUCAAAAUUUAUUGAUAUUGAUGCGAAUAAAAUAUUUUUAUAAAACCCAAAGUCGAUAUUUCCGAUUUGUUUGAGGCAAGGUUUGUUAAAUAGCAAACUUUUGUAAACUUUAAAAUCCCGUUUCUUUUGUUAAACGAGCAUUCUUAAAGUGUUUUUAUCAAUUAUGAAAUAACUGGAGUAGGAUUCUUCAUAUGUAAAUUAGUCGAUAGGUCUUUCUUUGAAUAAGAAUAAAAAUUCGAUUUAGUUUUAUUAUACGCUUAUAACUAACAUUAUAAACAAAUAUAAUAUAUUCUGGUGUUUCGGUUGAAAGAUUUUCAAAAAGCUGCGUUUGCAGACCAAUUAUAAUACGCACGUACGCCAAAUAAAUUAUAGUUUAAGAUCACAAAAUGUUAAAUUUCUUGCCUUCGUUUCGAGCAGGAUAUUUGGAAUCAAAAAACAUUGUUCUUUAAAUCAGUUCGAUUUCAACUCGAGUACACUUCCGAAUAUUCUGUGAAUGUUUUUCAUUUUCUCUUUCUUGAAGUGGAAUCUUGCAGCUAACGAAUACACGGAUUGAUUUAAUUCUAUUUAUAAAUUUUGUUAAAUUAGUUCUGUAGCUAAGUUAAAUUUUUCGAAAAGGUAAUGAAUAUUAUAAUUUUAAUUUUUUUUAGAGAAGCACCGUACAUUUUGAAAAAAAACUUUACAAUACUACCGGUUUUUGAGUGUUUCUAACAUUUUACAUUAAUUUUUUUAACUUUUUUAUAUGCUUAUUCGACAUAAUUUUUGGAUUCACCGUGUCGGAUUUUUAUGAAUGUUUUUAAAAUACUAUGUAUUUGUUAUUAAAAAAAAUCGUUGUAUAACAAGUAAUUUUUGAUGUGUUUUAGAUUGUGGCGUCAUAUUUUUGUUAAAUUAUUGGAAAUUUUAUAAUAAACCAAACAAACACAUCGUUUUCACUUUACUGAAAUUUAUGUAAAAUUUUGAUGCUAUUUUCUGCAGUUACAAAACAUUUCUGUGAUUCUUUUUAAAAUUUCAUUAUACGGAAACUUUAAAUAACUUCAUGCUAAUGCACGACUGUUAUUUGGAGUGGUAUAUCCUAUUUUUCCUUGUUGUAUGUUAUGUUUUAGAAUAUUUACUUUAUUAUUUCUUCAUAUUUUAACUUGUAAUCAGCUUAUGUGAAUAAAAUAUUUAUGUUCACUCACUUAAGUUUCAAAAAUUGUGAUGAUUGGGA
Molecule: messenger RNA, 2921 nt
Organism: Phyllotreta striolata
Lineage: Eukaryota; Metazoa; Arthropoda; Insecta; Coleoptera; Chrysomelidae
Source: the annotation of a GenBank genome assembly